CGUGUACACACUGCGCAUGCCCGACAGUUUGUACGCUGAUCCUGCUGGGUGAUCCCAACUUCCGGCGAAAGAGGAGAAGUGUCUUACACGAUUACUGUGACGAGGCCUCACCCGUAGCUCGUCCAACGGGGUUUCGGUUCAGGAGCUAUGGCCCUGUGAUCAACAGCAACUUAGCUCGUCAACUUUUUUGUUUUAAAUAAAAGAAAGGAAUAAACGUCGCUGUGAACGACGCUUUGACUAAACGCCACAACGCCAAAGCCACAGGUUUGAACGUCACCCCCGCGACUGCCAGCUAGUUAGCUAGCUAAAGACGCAGCUAGCUAUUUAGCGAACCCAGCACCUCUAAAUUAGCUCCCGGUGUCCGUUUCAAGAUGUCAACUGCGGGGUUCAACUCUCAGAACGGGACGGGGACGGGGCAGGCAUAUGCGAACGGUCCAUCACAGAAUCCAGUUGCCAUGCAGCAGCUCCCAGGGGUCAACUAUGGUAUGACCCACCAACCAAUCUACAAUCCAAUGCAGUCCAAAGCUCCCGCUCCCCCCGGCCCUGGACUUUACCCCUCUGGGGCAUAUCAGCCUAUUCCCCCCGUCAGCUCCUACCAGCCUGGCCAACCACCCACUUCCUACCCAGCUCCCCUAGGCCAGCCAUUGUUGACCAGGCCUCUAAUGGGUGUUCCUCCAUCACAAACCCCUCCUCAGUCUGCCAGCCCUAGUCCCAGGCCGUCCCUUGCACGGGCCACACCGCCCCCUCCUGCAGCAUCCUCUAGUAGCUACUAUCCAAACCCCCAGCAGCUGCAGCCCAUGGCUCCAUCAUGGCAGUACAACACUGGUCCCCCACCAAUGGGGCCACCAACUUCCACAAGCACGCCUCCCCGAGGGCCUGUGGCAAAUCACGUGAACCCAUCUUCAAGUUCACCAGUGCCACCUUCCCCACUGUCAUCAGUAGCAUACAGCUCAGGCCCCGGGAUGCCCCCUACCACCCUGCAAGGAUACAACCAGCCAGGCAUUGCUCCUCCACAAAUGAAUCCCAUGGCUUCCCACACAUACCAUCCAAGCAGGCCUGCCUAUGGGCCCCCAACUUCAGGACAACCAAUUUCAGGACCCCCACCCACAGGGCCACCACCUACAGGACUCCCCCCUACAGGAGUCCCACCUACAGGCCCACCACCCUCCUUGAAACCGACACCACUUCCCACUGGACCCCCAGUGGCCAAUGUCACACCUACUCCACCCAGAUAUGAUGCUCAGUGUGGGGCGACUUUUAACAGCACUCAGUCCCCCACUGAGCCCGACUGCCAGCAGGGGGAUAUUGAAUGUCCAGGAGCUAUGGCUGGCAAUGGUCCCCAACCAUCAAACAGCUAUAAUCAUGUUGACAACCAAAUGGCUGGUCCUCCCCAGCACGGACCACCUGGUCGGCACUUGGGCCACUACCCCUCCCUCCCCCCUGGGUACCAGAACACACCGGGUCCACACAAAUCCCCCUCCCCCAUGCACCCUGCGAUGCAAAGCGCUACACAGCCUUACACUCAGUCAUCUCAGCAAUACCAGCAGCCACCUGGUGGCCCAGGGCCAGCCCAACUGAGCCCGUCCAUGGCGGCUAUGAGCCUCCAGUCCAGUACCCCAGAGGCACUAAGAGUGGUCAACCUGCUGCAGGAGAGAAACCUGCUGCCACCAAGCCCGACCCCUCCCCCAACCCCCUGCUUGCCCCAGGACCUGCAGAAGAUUAACUGCAACCCAGAGGUUUUCCGUUCUACGCUGACCAGCAUCCCUCAGACACAGUCGUUGCUCAAUAAAGCCAAGAUGCCGCUGGGCUUGCUGCUCCACCCGUUCAAAGACCUCACGCAACUUCCUGUGGUGACUUCCAGCACCAUCGUCAGAUGUAGGUCCUGCAGGACCUACAUUAACCCGUUUGUCACCUUCCUUGACCAGAGGAGGUGGACGUGCAACCUGUGUAAUCGGGUCAAUGAUGUUCCAGAAGAGUUUAUGUACAACCCAGUCAGCAGAUCGUAUGGAGAACCACACAAAAGACCUGAGGUCCAGAACGCCACUAUUGAGUUCAUUGCUCCUUCAGAGUAUAUGCUGAGGCCACCGCAGCCGGCUGUUUACCUCUUUGUUCUGGACGUAUCCCACAAUGCAGUGGAGACAGGCUACCUGAAUGUGUUCUGUCAGUUGCUGCUGGAAAACAUCAACACGCUUCCUGGAGACUCGCGGACGAAGGUAGGCUUCAUCACCUUCGACAGCACCAUCCACUUCUACAAUCUUCAGGAGGGACUUUCUCAGCCUCAGAUGCUCAUCGUGUCUGACAUCGAAGAAAUCUUUUUACCAACACCAGACAGCCUUCUCGUAAACCUCAAUGAAUGCAAAGAACUUGUGCAGGAUCUGCUGAGGAGUCUGCCCAAUUUAUUUCAAAAGACUAUGGAGACUCAAUCUGCUCUGGGAUCAGCUCUGCAAGCAGCCUUCAAGCUGCUGUCCCCCACUGGAGGGCGUAUGUCUGUCUUUCAGACACAACUGCCAAACCUGGGUGUGGGGGCGCUGCAGUCCAGAGAGGACCCCAACCAGCGAGCGUCUGCCAAGGACAUCCAGCAUCUAUCUCCAGCGACAGACUUCUACAAGAAGCUGGCUCUGGACUGCUCCGGCCAGCAGGUGGCUGUUGACCUGUUCCUGCUCAGUUCUCAGUACUGUGAUCUGGCUUCACUUGGCUGUAUUUCGAGAUACUCAGCAGGGAGCGUUUACUAUUACCCUUCAUACCACCACCAGCACAGCCCUGCUCAGGUGGAGCGCUUCCAGAAGGAUCUGAAGAGAUACUUAACCAGGAAGAUCGGCUUUGAGGCCGUCAUGAGGAUACGCUGCACUAAAGGUCUGUCCAUCCACACGUUCCACGGAAACUUCUUUGUGCGCUCGACAGAUCUGUUGUCCCUCCCUAACGUGAACCCGGACGCUGGUUUUGCUGUUCAAAUGUCCAUCGAGGAAAAUCUGGCCGACGUGCAGUCCGUCUCUUUCCAGGCCGCCCUGCUUUACACCUCAAGCAAAGGAGAAAGGAGGAUCCGUGUCCACACCUUGUGUCUCCCUGUGGUCAACUCUCUGUCCGAUGUCUUUUCUGGGGCAGAUGUUGAGGCCAUUACUGGGCUGCUGGCUUGCAUGGCUGUGGAUCGAUCAGUGGCUGCCAGUCUGAGUGACGCCAGAGAUGCGAUGACCAACGCUGCUAUUGACUCGCUGUCGUCCUACCGACAGUCUGUGUUGACCAUCCAGCAGCCCGGCCUGCUGGCCCCGGCCUGCCUCAGACUCUUCCCCCUUUACAUCCUCGCCCUGCUCAAACAGAAAGCCUUCAGGACGGGCACCAGCACCCGACUGGAUGACCGAGUGUUUGCCAUGUGUCAACUGAAGUACCAGCCACUGGUCUACGCCAUGCUGAUGAUCCAUCCAUCUCUGUACCGCAUCGACGACCUGAACGAUGAGGGAGCUUUGAACAUCAACGAGCGGACCAUCCCUCAGCCCAGAGUGCAGCAGCUGUCUGUGGAGAAGCUCAGCAGGGAAGGAGCUUUCCUCAUGGAUGCUGGAUUAGUGAUUUAUCUGUGGAUCGGACGGAACUGCCACCCCAACUUCCUCUCACAAGUCCUGGGAGUUCCCAGCUAUGCUGCCGUGCCUGAAAACUUGUAUACGCUCCCAGAACUGGACACUGCAGAGUCGCAGAGAACCAGGGCUUUCAUUGGUUGGCUGAGGGAUCAGAGGCCGUUCUUCCCCUCUGUGCAUGUCAUCAGGGACGAGAGCCCGUUGAAAGCCAGCUUUAUGCAGAACAUGAUCGAGGACCGAACAGAGUCGGCCCUGUCAUACUACGAGUUCCUGCUUCACAUCCAACAGCAAAUCUCCAAAUAAUCUUCAGUGGGACUGUGGAGAUGAAGGAACACUGAAGCAAGGAUACCAAUCAGUGGAUGUGUGCGCGUAUAUAUGUAUGUAGUGUGUGUGUGUGUGCGUGUGUGUGUUGCUGACUCGAGGAUGCCUCUUGCUCCAUUUCCAGCUGUGGUCCACCAUCUCUCUGAGGGAAAAACCUUCUGUGCUGAACUGAAGUGAAUCGUCACUCAAAUCAAACAAUCUGACGAACAAUGCAAAGACAGUGGGACAAAGAAACAUGUUUGAUGCUUUUUUGGCACUUUUUACCCAGCUGAAGAGAUGCAGCGGAAGAAAAAUAAGCAAGAAAUCCAUGCCGAUGAUACUUAUGUUUGUUUGUCAGUGAUCGAGAGGAUCAGUGUUUAUUCUCAUAGAACAAUGCUGUCUGACUAAGGCAGCCCUUGGGUAGUUGCAGGAACGGGAUGGUGUCAUGUGUUUUUGUUCCAAAAGCACACUCGUCUUUACCAAAACAAAUCAGCGGUUAUGUAUGUGUCUGCUUCAGGUUUCUUAGGAGGGUUUGUAUGUCUGCGCUUGAAGACUGUUAUUGGGUGUCACCUGGAGACUUUGCAUAUAGAAAACCUGAGCUCUAACAACACUCUAAUAUCGUACCGCAAAGACAGAAGGUGAGCUUUUGAUUUCUCAGUCAUUAUAAGUGUGUCGAACAAACGUGUAGACGCUGUCGGUAACAUGCUGAACUGUUUCGAGCCGGAUGGAGCUCUCUGUCACUGCUGCCUUGAAUGUGUGGACUCAGUAGUGAAAAGCAGUUUUCAUUGGUCUGAUCUGGCAUCUUCUCCCUCCCUGUACAGGCAGAACACCUCUGAUGACAUCUUUGUUCAUUUGUUUAGUUCUUUUUUUCCGAUUGUUUAAUUUAUGAUACUCCCUAACUGAUUAAAUUCUAUAAUUGCCUUGUAUGGGAACUCAGUUUUAUUAUAGAACCUCUGUUUAAAUACAGACUCUACAUAUGGAAUAUUUUAAUAUAAUAGGAUAUGGGAAAUUCUUUAACACAGACAUAACAAAGCCAUUGUUUUAACCAUGCUUAUUGAUACUUGUAUAUGAAGAGACUGCAUUAUAUAAAAGUGACAAAAUGCUGAUGAUUUUAGUAUAAAUAUCAUGGUGAAAUGACGCUAAGAAAAUAAAAUGUUUGGCACUUUUUAAAUGUAGUUUGUGUGUUGGUGGCUGAAAAGUGGACGAAAAACCACAAUAUGGACCAAUAUUGUCAAUAUUUCUCUUGACUGCGGUUGAAGUGAAGGUUUUUGAUUUGGUCUGAUUUCAUAUACGGUUUGUAAUCUAUGUAUUAUAUAAGCAGAAAUGUAUUUAGGAGCAAAGAGAUAUGUUUUGGUCUUCAUGCACAAAUUGUCUUUCAUAAAAAAACUGAUCAAAAUAAAA
Molecule: messenger RNA, 5267 nt
Organism: Pleuronectes platessa (European plaice)
Lineage: Eukaryota; Metazoa; Chordata; Actinopteri; Pleuronectiformes; Pleuronectidae
Gene: sec24a
Product: SEC24 homolog A, COPII coat complex component
Exons: 24
Coding region: 372-3869 (1165 amino acids)
Biological process (GO): COPII-coated vesicle cargo loading; endoplasmic reticulum to Golgi vesicle-mediated transport; intracellular protein transport
Cellular component (GO): COPII vesicle coat; endoplasmic reticulum exit site
Molecular function (GO): zinc ion binding; SNARE binding
Source: RefSeq, a predicted model, not a curated record